UUCGCCCAUAAUCCAUUGAUAAACAACCUGAGAAGAUCGCAGGUCAAAGCCACAGACUUUAAAUAAAAAGUAGUGAACAAGCUGAUCCGGACGUUUCCCUCUGAUCUCUGUGGAUUUACUGAAACUACUUGAACGCUUGUUUUUACACUUUUUGUCAUCGCUGCUGAAUCUUAUUAGUAACUCGAGUCCUUGGCUAAUAGCAGCUAGCUGUUAGCGCUGCUAGCCCCACAGUGGAAACAGGAACUGUCUCUGUGACAAAGUGAUAAAGGAGAAUAUCUGAGCCAUGUCUGGACCGAACGGAGAUCCGAGCAUGUCUAUGGAGGACGGCAUCAUUAACGAUGAAGAUGACUUCGGUGACGGAGAGUACAUGGCCAUCAACUCCAUGCUUGAUCAGAUCAACUCCUAUCUCGACGGCCUGGAGGAGCGCAACGACUCGCUCAACGGCAAAAUGCACGAACUGCUGGAGUCAAACCGACAGGCCCGGCUGGAGUUCAGGGCCCAGCUGCUUGGCUCUGAAAACCAGGAUGAGAAUCAACCCUCAGACGGCAAGGAGGAGCUGAAGGAAGAUGAUGGGGGCUCGCAAAUGAGCGACAAGAGCGAGUAGACAAGUGGGGACCAAAAAAUGCGAGGAUAGAAAUAUUUAUUGAAGACGUCUCAACUGACCCUUGAUCUGCGUGGUCCAUAUCUGUGAAUAUUCACCCCCAUCUGCAGACGUGUGCUCGACUGUGAUAUUUUGAAUCUCCUUGAUCUCUGAAUGCAGUUCAGUUUAUCUCCUUUGUUGAACUGUAGUGCUCCGGUGUGUUGCUCCCGAGCAGAGCGGAGUUCAUUGACCUCCAGCAGCUUCUACAUUAGUUACUUUGCACUCUGGUUGCAGAAAUGAGAUAUGUGAAAUGAGUUUGUCAUGUGAAAAGCUGCAUCCAUCGGUGCAGAGUUGUUUAUGUUCACGUGAGACAUCAUGGAGACAGUUCCUACAACCAGAAAUAUAACUAUAAAUAAUAUAACUAAUAAUAUAUUAAUGAUCUGAAUUAAUAAUGUGGCAUCAUUACUAAAUAAAACAAACUUUAAACUACAGGUUCAUGUUCAGAUUCACAAAAAAAUCAAAUCAUGUUUGAUCUCACUGAAGGAUUUGACUUGUAUGACAAUUUUUUCAAGAGGGCAGAGAUUUGAAUACUUAACCCCUGCACUCUGUCAGUAGUGAUCUGUUUAACAAAUUAACUGUAUGUUAAAAAGGUCAUCACAGAUUUCCCACAAGUCUUCAUUACCUAUCAGUGUUGUGUUUUGUCAUAGAUUUAAAAUCUCUGUAUAUUAUCUUCCCAAGAAAAUAAUAUAUGCAACAUUCCAUUUGUCUACUAGUGUUUAAUGUUUGAUCUUUAUCGUGACUGUAAGUCUACGCAGUGCUGUCUGGUUCAUUUUCAUGAAGUCGGUUGUUUCUAGUUAAAAACCAAGUCGACAAACUGGGAAUUGUCAGACAUUUUAAUUUAAAUUAAAAGGGACCCACCCCCCCUCCCCUCCAAACAGAAAACAAACAUCCAAAAAUACAUUAAACUUCCAGCAAUUAGAAAACAUCAACUGCUUGUUUGUUUGUUCAACUCAGUUUUGUCAGUAGCUGAAUAAAAAUACAAUAAGAAACAUACAGCUUUGUUGGAAAUUAUCUUUUGCACGUCCGUAUCUCCGUUUCGGAGCCGAAGCCUCGUGUCUCGUUCUCGCAGGACAGAACGUCGUACAAUACUAAUCACGUGACGACGGGAGUUGCUACGCGUCAGCCAGCCGUCUGUGGUUUAAAGCAUCCUCCUGUAAUGUGGAAGAGGAACUGUUUCCAGAUCAACACAUGAGUCAUGAAGAAGGAAAUAACACAUCCUCGAAUAAAUAUGUGCGUCUUGUACCUCAUGACUGAUGAAAUCCUGAAACCAAAUAUAAAUAUUUGUAUCAUCUGUAACUGGGGUAUUUCUCUAGUACUCUUGUUCCUGGUGAUUCACGUCUGAGCUGAAGAUUCACAAUAACACUUUGUACUAAAUUAAAUUUCUACAGACGC
Hippoglossus stenolepis (Pacific halibut) is the source of this 2032-nucleotide messenger RNA. It is a transcript of the gene bbln, whose product is annotated as bublin coiled coil protein. NCBI's taxonomy places the organism in Eukaryota, Metazoa, Chordata, Actinopteri, Pleuronectiformes, Pleuronectidae. Bases 284 to 604 code for a protein of 106 amino acids. The transcript has 2 exons. The record is from RefSeq and is a predicted model, not a curated record.